UGAUCGAUUCCCUCUCAUUCACCUCGCCAGCUGCCUCGCCGCCGCCGCCGCCGCUGCUGCCUGGCCGACUUGAGUGUGCAUAGGACACGAGCGGGAGAAAGAAUACUUAGAGUGUGGCAGUGAGUGCAACACCCCCGACAGGAGCAUCGCAACUUGGGAAACGCAGCACCUGAGGCAGGGGACACCCACACACACACGCGCCAUGACCGCCUGGGGAGGGGUCGGGGCUGUGCUCUGCUGCCUGGCAUGUGUCUCCUCUCAGGGCGCACCAGCCUCAGACUAUCUCGAUGACAACUUCCUGUACGAGAUGAGGAGCCUUCUGGACAACCCCGAGUCCUGGCGGGGUGUGUCAGGGGGUGGCCACCCUCGCGCCAUGGAGCGCUGGGGGCCGGGGAUUCAGCUGGGGCAGGUGUCUGGGGUAUCUGUUGACCCUCAAGGCAGACCAGUCAUCGUCCACCGCGGCCCUCGCGUCUGGGACCAGAGGAUGUUCAACGCCACGCACCACUACCAGGGGGAGGAGGCGGCCAUCGGGGAGGACGUAGUGCUGGUACUGGACCCGGAGUCUGGGUCUGUGGUGCGGUCCUGGGGUGCCGGCCGCUUCCUGCUGCCCCACGGGGUGACGGUGGACCAGUGGGGCAACACCUGGCUCACGGACGUCGCCCUCCACCAGGUGUUGAAGUUCACUCCAGGCGGGGAUGAGCCGCAGCUGGCACUAGGAGAGGAGAGGAUUCCUGGCAGCGACAACACUCACUUCUGCAAGCCCACUAGCGUCGCCGUGGCCUCUUCCGGCGACUUCUUCGUGGCGGACGGCUACUGCAAUGCACGCGUGAUGAGGUUCGCUCCUGACGGCAUGCUGAAGGACACGUUUGGCCACCCUGCAGGCAGGGACGGGAGCCCCAGCGCCCUGUACGUGCCACACGGUCUGGCCCUGGACGAGACUCUGGAUGCCCUGUGUGUGGCGGACAGAGAGAACAGGCGUGUGGUGUGCGUGCGGGCUGGCGUGCGGGAACCCGAGGAGUUCGGCGAGCACCUGCGUACCCUACAGGACCCUUACCACGGCAGGGUGUUCGAUGUGGCCGCCAGCAACGGGGCGCUGGUGGGCGUCGGCGGCAGCGAGGGAGAGAGUGCCGCCAUGGGCUUCACCGCAGACCUUCGUGACGGACAGCUGAGAGACACGUGGCGGCCCUCCCGAGGCUUCCACAACCCGCACGCCGUGGCCCUCAGCAGGGAAGAGACGGCAAUCUACGUCGCCGAGAUUGGCCCCAACCGAAUAUGGAAGUUCAUCGUAGACAAUAACGGCAAGGGAACCCGGCCCAUGUACUGAAAACACCGCUCACUGCAACUCCCGUGUGCCCGGCCUCGUCCUGCCUCCCACGGCCUCAGGAUGUCCAUUCAGGCUUUGUUUCUAAUGGUUCGGAUAAGGGACUGAUUUGAGUGAGCUCCAAAUCUGGUUCAUUUCGCUCAAAACCCAUAAAACAAGUCGACAGACAAGUCAAAUUACGUUUUAAAAAGACUGACUGACUCUUACUUUGCCGCAAGCAUUUUUUUUUUUUUUUAAUUAUGACAGUGACACUUUCUCUUCCUGCUCACUUGAUUACUGUCAGUGUCAAAGAAGAGGCCGGCAAGACACCACAACGUGAUGCCUUGCCGGCCACUGCUGUGUUUACAUUAUCACAUAUUAAGUGUUUUUUUCGUGAUCUUUCCCAUAACAAUGUAAUCACCAUCCAUCAAUAUAUUCUAUUACAUGACUCCUCCUGUGAGUCGCGUCACCGGUACAGCAUCAUCGUGCAGGUUGUUCCACACCAGAAAAGAAACAAAGAAAAAAACCGCUGAUGUAGCGUGCCGAUGUGAGGUGAGGGCUGGAACGUGUUAAUCAACAUCGGGUAGGUGGACUGAAGCGUAGUGGAUGCAUGACUGGUGAAGCGUGGCUGCACGUCGUAUGUAGCCUUUCAAGUCUUGUGGGAGAAUUUCUCUUUUCAUAUUUUGCCACUCGUGCGACACUUCUCAACUAACCCAUCUUAAUUACAUUCCCUUGAUAUAUUCAUAUUGUGUAUUUAAAGCGACACCGCACUCAUUUCAAGCCAUGCAGGCACACGCAUCAUUCUAUCGAACACACUCGUGCGAUGUUCACAACUCGGCUACAAUUGUUAGAUAGAUACCUUUGUUGACUUGCUUUUUCCCUCUAUAUGAGCAUAGUACUGACGGUGACACAGCACUUUCCUCAGACCAGACAGACGCAUCACUAUUUUUUUUUUUUUUUUUUUUUUAGUGAACACAGGUCAUAGAGGAGACCACAACCAUAUCGAUGUCUAUAGUAGUGACAGAUAGGAGAGGUGACCUUGCAGCCCGGCAGGAGGGGAUGGAAGGCUGACAAGCCUACCCCGUGUGUAUGUGUGUGUGUGUGUAUACUACAAUGGUCUUCGCCACUCGUUGAGAAUUAAACAAAUAUUGUGUCCGUAUGUGGCUGAUAUCUUGUUUCUUCUCUUAUUCUUAUGGUGAAACAUUAGGCAAAUGAAAGAGAGAGAGAGAGAGAGAGA
Molecule: messenger RNA, 2537 nt
Organism: Portunus trituberculatus (swimming crab)
Lineage: Eukaryota; Metazoa; Arthropoda; Malacostraca; Decapoda; Portunidae
Product: peptidyl-alpha-hydroxyglycine alpha-amidating lyase 2-like
Exons: 6
Coding region: 203-1324 (373 amino acids)
Biological process (GO): peptide metabolic process
Cellular component (GO): extracellular region; membrane
Molecular function (GO): catalytic activity; protein binding
Source: RefSeq, a predicted model, not a curated record